CCACGUGACCUACAGAAACAUGGAGCUGGAUAUCCUGCACCUUGCGUCUCUAACCUAUCGCUCAUUAUAGACACAAUGCACUGAUGAAAACUCAAAAAAUCAGUGAAAAUAUGGAUGAGAAGACACGAACAUUAUUUUCAGAGCUCCUUUAGCUUUUCUUGUAUCAUUCCACAUCAUCAUUCCACAUCAUCAUUUCACAUCAUCGGAUCACACAGGAUCUGAUCUGAGACCUGAGGAUCCAAGUCGGAGAUCCAGUUAGCGUAAAAAUCGUGUAGUGCGUAUAUCCGGGUAUAGACUAAAGUGAUUCCUUGUCGACGUGUCAGUGAAUUAAAGCGUCCUUGCAACAUACAUACACACACACACGCGCGCGCGCGCACACCCACUCAAUCUCACACACUCAUAUGCUCACAUGCACACGCACACGCACACUCACACACCCUCUCUCUCUCUCUCUCUCUCUCUCUCUCUCUCUCUCUCUCUCUCUCUCUCUCUCUCUCUCUCUCUCUCUCUCUCUCUCUCUGUGUGUACUUGAUGCUCUUCAGUUCUACACAUUUUGCUGAACCAGGCAGGCGGAUUUAACCCUAGAUGUGGAAUAAAGACCUAAAAUACCUCACAUAAGAAGAUACGGUGGUACCAAUUUGACUGCUGGAACCAAAUUCAUUGUGUGUGUCAACACUGAUUCUGAUUCUGGUAACGCAAAGAAGUUCAGAAAAUCAUGGCACCAAAUCCUGUCAUUCAAGCCAUGAUUGAUCUAUCAGCCGGAGCAUGUGGUGGUAUAGCAUGUGUGCUGUGUGGCCAGCCGUUCGAUACCGCCAAGGUAAAGAUGCAGACGUUUCCUGGGAUGUACCGUGGCUUUGUGCACUGCUUUGUGUCCAUAUCAAAGCAGGUGGGGUUGCGUGGUCUAUAUCAUGGCACUACUCCAGCCCUGAUGGCCAACAUCGCUGAGAAUGCAGUUCUGUUCAUGAGCUAUGGCUUCUGCCAGGAUGUUGUGCGCUUUGUGGUUGGCCUGGACAGAGGAGCAGAGCUCAGUGAUUUUCAGAAGGCUUGCUCUGGAUCUGUGGCCUCCAUCUUCUCCUCACUGGCUUUGUGUCCCACUGAACUAGUUAAGUGUCGUCUGCAGGCAAUGCACGAAAUGCAGGCAUCAGGCAAGAUCGCUGGCGGACAGAAGAGCACUGUGUGGUCUGUAAUUAGGCAUGUGUUAAAGACAAAUGGACCUCUGGGGUUUUAUCAAGGCCUGUCUACUACCAUAGUUCGUGAGAUUCCUGGCUAUUUCUGCUUCUUCGGAGGCUAUGAGCUGAGUCGUUCUGCUUUUGCCCAUACUAUGGGCAGGAAUAAAGAGGACAUAGGCAUCGUGCCGCUGAUGUUUAGCGGUGGGUUUGGAGGAGCCCUUCUCUGGCUAGUUGUCUAUCCAAUAGACUGUGUGAAGUCCCGCAUUCAAGUUCUGUCCCUGGCUGGAAAACAAGAAGGCUUUAUAAAGACAUUCCUUGGUAUUGUACACAAUGAAGGAGUGCGGCCUCUGUACUCAGGUCUAACCCCGACUAUGAUACGGACAUUUCCUGCCAAUGGCGCACUCUUUCUAGCCUAUGAACUUAGCCGUAAGGCAAUGAUGAAACAGUUUGAUGUGUGAAAGAAACAUUUUUAAACAUUCUGUGCUUACUACACAAUAGAGAUGCUCUUUAUAAUUGAAAAAAUUAUUCUAAAUAACUUGAAUGCUGCUUAUUUUUUUAUAUUAUUAUUUUUAAAUUUGAAUUUAUUAUUUUAUACUCUUAUUUUAUCUAGCAGCUCAUUAAAUCUUUAAGAAAAUACUUUCCCAGCAGCACAAUUAAUUAUUUUACCACGUAACUUUACUUUUCAUCCAGGACUGUGACAAACGAGAUGCAUUUCCUUUAUCAAUAAACUUUUAAGAAAACA
Messenger RNA from Tachysurus fulvidraco (yellow catfish), 1911 nucleotides. It is a transcript of the gene slc25a15a, whose product is annotated as solute carrier family 25 member 15a. The record is from RefSeq and is a predicted model, not a curated record. Gene Ontology annotation, biological process: mitochondrial L-ornithine transmembrane transport. Gene Ontology annotation, molecular function: L-ornithine transmembrane transporter activity. NCBI's taxonomy places the organism in Eukaryota, Metazoa, Chordata, Actinopteri, Siluriformes, Bagridae. Bases 716 to 1627 code for a protein of 303 amino acids. The transcript has 7 exons.